This is a messenger RNA of Tuber aestivum (summer truffle), 2036 nucleotides long. NCBI's taxonomy places the organism in Eukaryota, Fungi, Ascomycota, Pezizomycetes, Pezizales, Tuberaceae. The record is from the annotation of a GenBank genome assembly.
AUUGGUACUGAGGAUUGCGACUCAAUACCAAGAGUCUGCUGUUUCGUUUAAACAUGAAUGGGUGAAAUGGGCAACUGAUAUUGAGAAGAAGGUUCUCGCGCUCAAGAUCGGGACCCCACUUGAAACUACGGUUCUCAAAGAGGAUCUCCGAGUUCAAGACGCCUCUCCGAAGCAGAAGCUAAGGAAAGGGUGGCGUUACGAAGAGGGAUUAGGGGAGUGGGUGUCUACUGGCCAGACACCUGGCCGAAAGAAUAGAACUCCCAGACGAGCUGGCUUUGAAGUGGUGGUCUUUAACCAUAAGGAAGGGAUUUGGAGGCAGGAGUAUUUGAAGCUCCCUUCCGGCCGCAGUGCCGAACUUGUCCUCAGCGAUAGCGAGGAUGGCUCCUAUGGUGUAUUCCCGGACAGUGAGGACGGUGAAUUAGAUUCAGAAUCGGAGGGGGAGCAGGGGUCACUGUACCAAGGCUCAGACUCCGAAAGCACAACCAGAAGAAUCUUGCCCCCGAGGUCCGUUGAUAAGACACAGGCUAUUAGAGAUAGUCUAAGGAGGUUUCCAAUGAGAAGCCAAUUAUUUAUCGCGUCCACCCCUGCGGUUGACAGGUCGGCUGAGCUUAGCUCGCCUAUUGCCAAGGAGAAUCUCUUGUUGAGAUUUAUUGGCUCUGGCGAGAUUCCCACUAGCGACCCUGUCAGGGCAUCGGAUGAGGAUGAGGAUGAGGAUGAGGAUGAGGAUGAGGACAGCGAGGAUGAUGAAGACAACGAGGACGACAAGGCGACAGAUAGGGGAGAUCGGGGGGACGCAAAGGGGCGAACUAUAAUCCCAGACUCCUCCCCCAUUGUCAGCAGGUUGACUCGGUACAAUCAAUUACCAUUCAUCGCUGGGCAUCAAGAAUCCAUCACUGUUCCUCCCACCUCCUCUCCUGCCCAAUUGUCAGCCUAUGCAUCUCCUUCCCCAGCUCUCUCCUCUCGUCCUCCGUCUUCCCCUCCCCGUCGCACCAAACCCACACAUGGCGAUGACGACGAUAUGGACAUAGCCUCUGACUCGGACAUCGAUUCCGACUCCAACUAUGAACCCACUGUCACCCCCGCUGCCCCUUCCACUGCCCGUGGGACCAGAAACUCGCUGGAAGACGAACUCUCCGCGUCCGACGCUGCCUUCCCUUGCCACCGUGAUCGCCCCUCCUCGUCUACACCAAUACUUAAAACUAUGGUUAGCGCCUCCUCCAUCACCCCUCGAUCUACUUCAUCUCCCAAUCCACCGUUGUCCGCCUCCUCGAAGCGCAAGAUUGAGCGCUCCACCAGACGUCGGGCAAUGGGUAGGAAGCGUGCGAUGCUCCGGAAGAGGUCUGUUGCGGAAAUUGCACGUCACAAACAAGACGAGAUGAGUGCCGACGAGCUGGCAUGAGAACAAGCAUACGGGUCUCACUUCUCCCUCGUUUUUUUAUGAUAAUCUAUUCAUUAAGCUUUCUUUUAUAGUUUCUUUUUUAUCACUCUUUUUCUCUAACGAGGGUACCCUUUUUUUUUUCACUUCAGGGGUUUUAUCGUAGAUAGAAAGUGUUUUUUUUUUCUUUCAGAUUUAAUUAGUUUGGGCUUUUUCCUUCUGGGUUCCAAUUCCCGCAUAUGUUUCCGUACACUUGAUUUGACUUCAUACCUUGGCUGAGUGUUUGGUCAGAUGGGUGGGUGGUCAGACUUUUUCUUGUUUUAAUUCAUGUAUAAAGUUUUUUUUUUCUUUCACCCUUUCUGUUUCUUGUGAAAUACUUGAUUGCUGAGUUUUGUGUGCGCGGAUUAGUAUGUGCAUAUGUGUCUGAGGUACGGGACCCUUUUGGGGUAUACUUGGCUGGUUGGGACCGGUAUAAUUGCGUGUUUGCUCCAUCCUUGGUACUGUGCUGUGCUCGCAUUUUAAUGGGUUGUGCAUUGGACGGGGGCUUCAAGGGGUGUGUAGUAAAUACACAGACGCUAUUAAAUAAUGCCAGUGGUACCAUACAAAUGGCUGGGGUUCUUGAGCAGACCGCUUUAUAACAGGAUCUGAAUCCAUCAAAUGU